Molecule: messenger RNA, 1924 nt
Organism: Gambusia affinis (western mosquitofish)
Lineage: Eukaryota; Metazoa; Chordata; Actinopteri; Cyprinodontiformes; Poeciliidae
Exons: 10
Coding region: 230-1063 (277 amino acids)
Cellular component (GO): membrane
Source: RefSeq, a predicted model, not a curated record
GGCUAGACCCAGCUUGCGCAACAGCAGCUGUACCCCCUGUCUCCUGCAGUUGCACCGUCACUGCGUAGCAGUCCUGGACACGCCCUGCAGCAUCCCGCAAUGCAAUUUCAAGGCUCUGACAUAAACUCCUCCACGGGAUUAAAAUAAUAAUAAAUGAACAAUUAAUAAGCUGCAGGACGAACAAAACAUCCAAGUCUUGUGACACCAACUGAGCUUCAUUACCAGCAGAAUGGCUAACAAUGAUAAAGGUCCAGCACCAAGUCUCUCUGCACGCCAGCUCCAGUCCCACCUCAAGAUGGAGCCAAAGACUUUGGGGGCAAUCCAAAUAGUUAUUGGAGCUUUGAUCCUAUGUCUUAGUGCCUCUGUACUUCAGCUCCAUGAAGUACACUUCACUGGGGAUGUAGCCCUGUUCCUCAUUGUUGUCAUACAGGUGACAUUGUCUGGCUCAGUAUUGGUCCAUAGUGGCAGAAAACCAACAAUGUUUUGGGUGAAAUGUGUCCUGGUGCUACAUCUGGUCAGUGUUGCAUUUGCUACUGCUGCCCUGGGUCUCAUGUCCAAACAUCUCCCCUAUCGCCAGGAUUCUUACCACUGUGAACACUGCGAAAGACUAGAGCAACAUGCUGUGCAACAUUGUUUCAGAAAAUGCACCGGGCUGGUCGAGCAAAAGUGUAAACUAUUUCUUGAUGGGAUUUUGGGAACUCUGGUGAUCUUCCUAGUGCUUGAGCUGCUGAUCUGCAUCACCGUCAUGUUGUUUGGACUAAGUGUUCUAGCUGCAGGAGGAAGCCAGGAUUCAAGUCACAGACCAGCCUAUCCACAGACACGCCCCCCACCUGCUCCUGCAGUUCAGACUACUCAAGUUCCUCAAUCUGCAGUUCAGCCCCCUCAGGAUGCUCAGACAGCAGAGCAAGGGGCAGAGCAGAACGAUGGAGAGGUGGCUGGAGCUUCAGGGCUCCAGGUGGCAGUAGUUGUGAUAGAACCUGACUCAGAGCAAAUAGAAGACAUUUCUACACCACCAACUGAACCUCAGGUGGAACCUAUUGAAGACAUUGCCACGGAAUCCUGAACUGAGCUUUCACUGCUAAGAAUAGAAAAUCUGAUCGUCAGUAAUGAAAAUUUUGUUUUAGGUUAAAGAAAAUAGCCCCAGCAAUUUUUUAACCCUUUCCAAUCCAUUGCCCUAUGCUGAAUUACAAUACAAGUUUAUGGGGAAAUUUGGACUGAAGUUAAUUCAGUUAAAGUCAAUUAAGUUAAUUUUAUUAAAGGCAAUUAAACUUGGGAAGCAGACAUGCAGUAACUGUAGAUUGAACUUAAAGCUGAGACUGUGAGAUAGGUAAAUCUUAAGAAGUUCAGGAAGCGGGAUGUACUAUACUCUGUGCAUAGAUGUGUCCACACUAUAAUUCCAUCUUCACAAUUUGUGUUGUCUGCUAAAAUCCGUUUUUAAAUAGCACUUUCCUUGUCCGGUUGUUCAUUCAACUUGCUUUUCACGAACAGUACUGUUCAUCUGUACAGUUUUAACAGAUAUUGACAUACACCUACUCAUCAGCAAACUUAAUCAUACCACACACCUAAUUAGCACACAGCAUCUAUGAUCCCUAAUCUGUAAGUCUUAGCUGCACUUUAAUUAUUAGUUAGAAAUGUGAGAAAUUAUGCAAAGAAAUGCCUAAUAAAUGCUUAUUUAUUUUCUAUUUCAAAGUUUUAACCACUAAGUAAUCACGGGUUCCUCGAAAUGUAAGGGGCCAUUACUUCACUUGUAAUUAUAGAAUAGAAUUUAAUUUAAUUCUGCUUAUAAUUCAACACACCUCGCUAAGCAUAUGUAUACUACGCACUGCUGUCACGUUUAGUCUAUCUUCAUAUGAGUGUAUAAACAUUGCAAUCACAGUGAAAAUAAAGUUAAUGAUUUGAAAACUCAAACAGUAUUCAUGAUUGA